AUGGCGGAGAACAAGGAAGUAGUGGUGAUUGGUGAACGCCAGAAUUAUUUGACGAAUGUAAUUUCGGCAUUAAGGGCGGAGAAGUUGGUUCGAAAGGGAUCAAAUGUGGUAGCCGACGCGUUGAGUCGUAGGGUUAAGUCGGACUUGAGGGCUAUGCUCGCCCAAUUAAGCUUGUUGGAUGAUGGUAGCUUGUUAGCUGAGCUUCAAGUAAAAUUGGUGUGGGUUGAGCAGAUAAGGAGUAAGCAGUUAGUGGAUGAGAUUUUGGGUGCUCGUUUUAAACAAGUAAAUAGUGGGGAGACAUUGGACUUUGAGAUAAAUAGUAAAGGAGUAUUGUGUUUCCAUGCGAGAAUGUGUAUAAAAAAGGACGAUAAUCUAAGGCAGUCCAUUCUGCGGGAAGCACAUAGCGGUCUCUACGUAAUGCAUCCUGGUGGAAACAAGAUGUAUCGAAAUUUGCGUGAGCUUUAUUGGUGGGCUGGACUUAAGCGCAAGGUUAUGGAGUUCGUAAGCAAAUGUUUAGUUUGA
Molecule: messenger RNA, 522 nt
Organism: Gossypium arboreum
Lineage: Eukaryota; Viridiplantae; Streptophyta; Magnoliopsida; Malvales; Malvaceae
Exons: 2
Coding region: 1-522 (173 amino acids)
Source: RefSeq, a predicted model, not a curated record